Molecule: messenger RNA, 3850 nt
Organism: Tilletiopsis washingtonensis
Lineage: Eukaryota; Fungi; Basidiomycota; Exobasidiomycetes; Entylomatales
Product: putative mrna export factor elf1
Exons: 6
Coding region: 172-3597 (1141 amino acids)
Molecular function (GO): ATP binding; ATP hydrolysis activity
Source: RefSeq, a predicted model, not a curated record
CCACCACCACCACCCCAACCACCACUCACUUCCCGGCUUCCCGUCUCUGGCUCGUGUCUCUUGGUCUCGGUUCCUGCCUGCUGCUCGCUCCCACCGCACGCCGCGCGCCUGCCCGCGCCCCCGCCCGCUUCUCACCCCCCUCAAAGCGUGGCCUCACCUCCCUCUUCCACCAUGUCUGCUGCCAACGGCGCCUCCGCCGCCGCCGCGCCCCUCGUCAAGGCCGUGCUGGCCGCGCCCGACGAGGCCGCGGCCCAGCUCGCCGCCGAGCAGCUUGCCGCGCACGUCAACGAGCACGGCCUGCGCUCGCUCGAGGCGCACGGCAUCCUCGAUGCGCUCCUCACCGCGCUGCGCAACAAGAAGUCGGCUUCGGAGCGCGAGAACGCCGCCGUGGCGCUCGGUGCGCUCAUCACCAAGGUCGGCGGCAAGAACGCGCCGACGCCGCUCGGCGCCGAGCCCUGGCUGCUGGCCACGCUGCCCGGCCUGCUCGACCUCUACGCCGACAAGGCCGACCCUGUGCGCCGCGCCGCCGAGAGCGCCGUCAACAGCUUCUACGCGCUGCCGCCGCCCGAGGCCGUGCCCGAGUUCCUCGAGACGCUCUACGAGAUCCUCGACUCGAGCGCGCCCAAGUGGCAGAGCAAGGUGGGCGCGCUCAAGCUCAUCGGCAAGAUGGCCAGCGCGGCCAGCGAGCAGGUGGGCGAGCAGCUCGUCGAGCUCAUCCCGCACCUCAAGAACUGCAUGAGCGACACCAAGGCCGAGGUGGCCAAGCAGGCCGUCAAGACGACGACCAAGGUCUGCGGCGUCAUCGACAACAACGACAUCCGCCCGCACCUCGGCUCGCUCGUCGAGACGAUGCGCGCGCCCGACACGGUGCCCGAGUGCAUCAAGAGUCUCUCGUCGACGACGUUCGUCGCCGAGGUCACGGGCCCGGCGCUGGCCAUCAUGGUGCCGCUGCUGGUGCGCGCGCUCAACGACCGCAACUCGACGGUGCAGCGCUCGGCCGUCAUCAUUGUGGAGAACCUGACGAAGCUGGUGCGCGAGCCGCACACGGCCGUGCGCUUCCUGCCCGCGCUGCGUCCCGGUGUCGAGCGUCUGGCCACGGGCGCCGCCUACCCCGAGGUGCGCGUGCUGGGCACGUCUGCCCUGGCCACGCUCGAUGCGGCCACCAAGGCUGUGGGAGAGGCCAAGGACGACGCAGACCCCAAGAUUGCCUUUGCUGCCAACCGCGUCGCCGCUCACCAGCGCAUCAACGCUGCGCUUACCGGCCGCGUGCCCGAGGAGCACAAGGAUGUCGCCUCCGACUCGUGGGCGCAGACGGGUCUGCUCUACCUCGCCUCGCUCGUCGCGCGUCUCUCCGACAAGCGCAUCGUGAACGCGGCGUCGUGGAACGAGGCCUACGUGCUGCCGUACCUGCGUCGCGUGGCCGCCUCGGACGAGAAGGCACAGGAGGCCACCGACGCCCUGCGCGCCGAGUACGUCAAUGUCGACGAGCAGCGCUUCGGCGCGCCCGAGGAGGACGACGAGGAGAUCUCUGGCGAGUGCCUCGUCAACAUCAAGUUCUCGCUUGCCUACGGCGGCCUGCUGCUGCUCAACCACACCAAGCUGCGCCUGCACCGCGGCCACCGCUACGGCAUUGUCGCCGCCAACGGCUCGGGCAAGUCGACGCUGCUCAAGGCGAUGCGCGACGGCAAGGUCGAGAACUUCCCGACCGAGGCAGACGGCAUCCGCACCGUCAUGGUCGAGCACAACCAGGGCGACGGCGCGGGCGUCAAGAUUGUCGACUACGUCUUCUCCGACGAGAAGGUGCAGAAGAUGGGCAAGACGAAGGAGGAGACGCACGCCGCGCUCGCCGAUGUCGGCUUCGACGAGGAGCGCCGCAACGCCGGUGUCGAGUCGCUGUCCGGUGGAUGGAAGAUGAAGCUCGCCCUGGCGCGCGCCAUGCUGACGGGCGCCGACAUUCUGCUGCUCGACGAGCCGACCAACCACUUGGACGUCGGCUCCGUCGCCUGGCUGGAGAAGUACCUCGUCUCGAACCCCAACGUCACCGUCCUCACCGUCUCGCACGACUCGGGCUUCCUGGACAACGUCUGCACGGACAUCAUCCACUACGAGAACAAGAAGAUCAAGUACUACAAGGGCAACCUCUCCGACUUUGUCGGCAAGAAGCCCGAGGCCAAGUCGUACUACUCGCUCGCGGCCACGAGCAUCAAGUUCUCCUUCCCGCCGCCCGGCUCGCUCGUCGGCGUGCGCUCCAACACGCGCACCAUCCUCAAGGUUGCCGACUGCACGUUCACGUACCCGGGCGCGCCCAAGCCGAGCCUGCGCAACGCCAACAUUGCCGUCAGCCUGAGCUCGCGCAUCGGUGUGCUUGGCCCCAACGGCGCGGGCAAGUCCACGCUCAUCAAGCUGAUGACGCAGGAGAACCUGCCCGACACGGGCGUCGUGACGCAGCACCCGUCGCUGCGUAUCUCGACGGUGGCGCAGCAUGCGUUCCACCACAUCGAGCACCACCUCGAGAAGACGGCCGUCGACUACAUCAUGUGGCGCUUCGAGGGCGGCAUGGACAAGGAGCUGCUCGAGCUCGCCACGCGCCGCAUCUCUGCCGAGGAGGCCGAACAGCUCGCCAAGCCCAUCGUCUCGGCCUCGGGCGUGUCGCGCACGAUCGAGAUGAUCGUCGGCCGCCAGAAGCAGCGUCGCUCGUUCAACUACGAGAUCAAGUGGGCGCGCCACCAGCACAAGGACAACACGUGGAUCCCGCGUGAGCGUCUCAUCGAGCUCGGCUUCGGCAAGCUUGUGCAGCGCUUCGACGACGCCGCCGCCGCACGCGAGGGCGCCGGCAGCAAGGACCUCAACUCGGUCGCCGUGCGCAAGCUGCUGCAGGACGUCGGUCUCAACCCGGCCAUUGCCGAGCACAACGAGAUGCGCGGCCUUUCGGGCGGCCAGAAGGUCAAGGUCGUGCUGGCCGCGUCGCUGUGGAACAACCCGCAGCUGCUGAUCCUCGACGAGCCGACCAACUUCCUCGACCGCGAGGCGCUGGGCGGUCUGGCCGUGGCGAUCAAGGAGUGGGCCGGCGCCGUCGUCAUCAUCUCGCACAACCACCAGUUCGUCGACUCGCUCUGCUCCGAGAUCGUCACGGUCGACGGCGGCCAGAUUGUCAGCCACACGAAGCGCGCUCUCGACGGCGCGCAGUUCGCCGAUGUCGACGACGACGAUGUCGCCUCGACGCCGGGCGUCGGCACGCCGGCGCUCACGGCGCCCGGCACGCCCGUCAAUGGCGCCCAGACGCCGGCGCGCGGCAGCUCGCGCGCCGCCUCGCGCCUCAACUCCAAGGCCGGCACGCCGACGUCCUCCGCCGCGCCGACGCCUGCCGGCUCGGGCGACGAGGGCGCGGGCAACGACCUCGGCUUCAAGGCCAAGAAGAAGAAGAAGAUGACGCGCAAGGAGAUUGCCGAGCAGGCGGCGCGCCGCAAGAAGCGCCUGGCCGACUGGCUCGCGUACGGCCAGACGGAGGGCACGCCGCGCCCCGUCGACACCGACGACGAGGAGGGCGAGGAGAAGAACAACGCCUCGACAAAGGCGCUGCUCGGCCGGCGCAAGUAGAGCGUCGUCGUCGUCGUCUCGCUGCCUCCUCCUCGUCCGACGCGUUUCCCCUCGCUCCCUCCCUGGCUCAUACACAUUCCCUUGUUCAUGAACAUCCCGUCACGCAUGCCUCGCGCUUCCUGUCCCCUCUCGACCCCCCAAAAGCCCUUGCGCCCCUCAUACAGCACCCCGCCGAGCCCUCUAUUACGCGGCCUCCCGUCGCUGCCCAGUUCCCGGAUUAUUUCUCACGUGCAAUCGAUAGAGCUCCGUCCCG